AUGCUCCGUACAUUGCAAUCAGCUCGCUCCCUCUCGACAUCUGUGGUCAGAAAGCAGGAUCUUGUACAACAGGCCUUCAUUAAGAAGAUUCGCGAAUAUGCACAGAAGGGUGGAGAUCUUUCCAGUUCAGAUCCUGCCGUUAAGAAGGCCCUCAGUGACGAGCUGAACCGACUUGCUGCCAAGUUCCAGUUAGCUAAUGCUGACGUCGUAGGCAAGCUACCCACCAACUUCGAAACUCCAAAGGUUGACUCAUCUGUGCAACAACUCUUAGAAGGCACCUCGCUCAGCAAAAUGAUAGAGGAUCUGCAGAAGGAAAAGUCUGAUUACAUAGCCGCCAAAGAAGCUAAAAAGGCUGCUGAGGCAGCUCGCCUUGCCGCCCUGAAGCAGUAG
Haemonchus placei is the source of this 390-nucleotide messenger RNA. Lineage: Eukaryota; Metazoa; Nematoda; Chromadorea; Rhabditida; Trichostrongylidae. The record is from the annotation of a GenBank genome assembly.